CUUGCAGGACGCUCGCGCGUCGCGGGGCUGUUACACGGAAACUUUGGAUACCUUCAGCACAAUUUGGCGCUUUUCUGUGGAGUCCUAACUACUUGUGGAAGUUUUUCGGCUUUUUUUUUUUUUUUUUUUGGUAAAUUAGCAGAACUUUUCGUGGUUUCGGAUAAUUCCGGACAAAGUGGCGCUCCAAGGUGGUAUGUAGUUAGCUAGUUAGACAUUGAACUAAGUUUGUUUACAUGUAAAGCGCUCGAGUCUUCAAUGGAGCAAGAUAGCUUCUGAGCUUCUGAGGGACUGAGCACUAAAAUGCGAGGAAAUUUAUAUUUUAUGAUAAUUUUCAGUUGUAAGAUUAUUCACCACGUGUGCCUUCGAAUUUAAUAUAGUAAAAAUAGUUUAAAAAAGUUCCAUUUAAAAUGAAAUGGGUAACAUUUGUUGUGAGUGAAAACAUGACUACUUAAAUAAUAUAACUGGCUAAUCUCUUAGGGAGAAAUAACACAUGAAUGGUCUUAAUCUCUACAGAUUAAACAGAGGUUUUAUUGAGAUUAACGAAAGCAGUCUGAGUGGAGUUUUGCUCCAUUAUGUUGCCUUUCCUGUGUAAAUACUGCUGCGGUAUUUUAGGAAUGUGAAGUGUGUGGAACAAAGCUAGAGCUAAGAAACUCUCAAGGUUUUACAGAAUAAAGCUAUAAAAUAUUCCAGUGAGCUCGUGUUUCUUCUGAGAUUAGUAUUAGAUGUAUUUAGGAGCUCCGAUCUACUGUACUGUAGUGGUGGCUCAGUGGUUAAGCUUUUAGACUACAGACUGUGAGUUCAAAUCCCAGCUCUGCUACUGCUGGGCCCUUGAGCAAGGCCCUUAACCCUCAACUGCUCAGUUGUAUAAGUGAGAUAAAUGUAAGUCACUCUGGAUAAGGGCAUUUACCAAAUGCCUGAAAUGUAACUGUAGUAAUUUCCACUUGUGCUCCUACUGGAUCGACCCGGAUGAAGAAACAUCACUUAAGUUUGAUAGGUUUUUUUUCCCCCCUCCUGUAUUUCCACACAUGGGGGUUCAGAGCUUUAUCGUUUUCCAGCAGGGUCUCACCGAGGAUGGAAACGCCUUUGGAUGUUUUGUCAAGAGCAGCAUCUUUAGUGCACGCUGAUGAUGAAAAACGCGAAGCAGCACUGCGUGGGGAGUCCAGAAUGCAGCCCAUGUCUUCUACAGUCAAUAACCACAGGACAGCUCCUCCUCCCAUCAGCCCCAGUAAGAGGAAACACAGCAUUGAACUGAACGACGAUAGCAUGGACCCCAGCAACGAGCAUGUGGCCAAGAUGAGUCGCCUGUUCGCUACACACCUAGGAAAGCCCACAAAUGGCGAUUACCGCAGGGAGCCUCGUGAACGGAGCCGCAGCCCCAUCGAGCGCCUGCACGCUGCCCACCUUUACGCACACAUGCCGAACCUGGCCAUGGAGCAGCCGCUCGCACUAACCAAAAACAGCGCCAAGAUCCCCAACUCACAGAGCGCCAGCCCCAUUGAGCGCCAGCAGAAUCGGCCCUCGGUGAUCACGUGUGCCCCUGCGAACAACCGUAACUGUAACCUCUCUCACUGCACUGUGUCUCACAACGGCUGCCCUUCAAACUACAGGAGGCCUUCUAACUCAAACGCAGCAUGUGACCCUGUGAUUGAGGAGCAUUUCCGUCGCAGUCUGGGGAAAAACUACAGAGAGCCCGAACCGGUCACCAACUCUGUGUCUAUCACCGGAUCGGUGGAUGAUCACUUCACCAAGGCUCUGGGAGAGACCUGGCUCCAAAUCAAAGCUAAGGGAGGCUCCACCGGAAGCCCCGACUCCUCACCUAACACUCACAUGGUCAACAUCAAUCACUCUCCAUCCCUAGUUUCCUGAAACAGAGGACCAGCUGUGCAUCCCGCUCUCCUUCCACACCGCUUCACUCUCAAAGCGACUGUGCAUGAUUCAGCUCCGCUUCCGGCAGCGCUAGCAUAUAGCCGUGUACAUAAUCUAACACGUUUCUUAUUGUUUUUUUUUUUUUUUUUUUUUUUUUUUUUUAAUAUGUGUAGCUUGGAGGCCCACAACAAAAGAAUUAAUAAGCAGGAUGUGAUUUUGGUUUAGAGGAGAGUCAGCUAGCACCCUAACCACCUGCCUCAGAUACCAAAGAAACCUCUGAUGCAAACUUUUUGCCCAAUUUUAUUUCUUCACACCCAGCUAAACUGUCUUUUCUCCGGUUGUCUCGCACCACCCUUUAUACAUGUAAUGUUCUCUCGGCUUGUGGGAGUUUUACGUAGCCAAACAUCUUCUCAAGGGUUGUCUGUGAGAGUACACUUGUAAAGGAGACGAAAACUGAGAUGCCAUGAGGUUUGUUUUUUAAUUAAAGUGACUAAAAGAGGUGAUGAAUCUGAGAAGAGAUUAGUUUAGUAAAACCCCCAGCACCUCCCCCCUCCCAUGCUGCCCUGUUUUCGUACGUGGAUCGUUGACAGAAAGUCUUUUGCACUAUUAUGGCCAUAAAUUAUGUGUUGGAGACUCAUUUCUUGGCCAAAAUGUUUAAUGAUGGCUGACAGGAUGGUUGGGUGAUGAUUUACGUCAUUAAUAAGAGCUGUUUUUUUUUUUUUUUUUUUUGGAGGGGGAAGUGUCGAUCUUUUUCGCCUCUCUUCUAUGGUGGGUGCUGACAACUGGACUGUGUCAUGUUAAAUCUUGGGCAUUUUUGUCGUCUUUUUUCCCCAAGCACUGUGGUUUCGGUAGAGUAGCUAAGGUUUUGAGGGUAAACUGUUGCUUACCAGUGCAUGAUUUAUGAUUUUUUAAUAGCUGGUAUCUAUUAUUGUGUAGACAUUUCAUUCGUAAUACUAGUAGCCUUUUCCUCAGAUUGUAGUUUAUUUUUGUCAGUAACAAUCCUAGAUAAACUUACUGCUGGUACAGUUGUACUCCAUAUUAUUAUUUUUUAUUCAAUAUACAUUUUGGUAGAAGCCAGAUACAGAGGACAGCCUCCGGACAGGCCAUCUAUAUAUUAACAGUGGAUGUUUAUGAUAUUAAUCCGUGGUACAGGAUGCUGUUACAGUUUUUUGCGUGACUGAAACAUUCGCGGCUACAGACAGGUCAGCUGAGAGUUGACAAUCUGCCGAAAAUAUCGAGAGCUAAGUUUUGGUUUUUUUCUGUUAACCUUUGGCUGCAGCUAUUAGUCUGUUUUUUCCUUUCUUUACAGUUUUUAUUUAAACACCCAGCCUGUACCAAGGUGAAAGACAUUCCUCCCAUAGGGAACUUAGUACAGGUCUUGCUUUCAGCUCUCAUUUUCAGCAAAGCUACUAAUUUUAGUAGAAAGUUGAUGCUCAGACUGAGGCGUCGCUCAUCUUAAGCUUGUCCUUACAUUCCGUCAGAUCCCAGCAAAACCAUUUGACAUGAACAAAUUCGGAGAGCUUGCUGCCAGACUGGCGUCUUUACUGAUCUCAAAAUGUCACGUUUAGUAAAGAACUCGACAUAUAAGACUGUUUCCCCUUGUACGUAUACGUGAGAAAAUGGUCAUAUGCUGCAUCAGGCCAUCGUCAUGUCCUCUUUGUGCAUGGACAGCGAAGAGGGAAAGACACAAAGUGUACUGAGGUCAAUAGCCACACAUUUCACUACCAUUUUACUAGGUAGGAAACUCACUUUCUCUUCUUGACACACAUUUACCUUACACACUGUAGGUAAAUCACAUAACAAAAAGAAAAAAAAAUAUAGGUAACUAUAAGACCAUCAUUACGCUGUGCGUAAUGAGUGUACAGAGAAAAAAAAUCGUAGGUAUUUUUUGAGGAACAAUUAAUUUGUUAAUGAUAUGUAGCUAUUUAAUUUGUUUUCCCUGUCCUUUAUUGUAAUCAUGCUUUUUUUUUUUUGAAGAAAAAAGUUGAUCUUUUUCAUUUGUAGACUUACUGUUAAAGGUUUAAAGUGCAGGAACACAGUUAUUGUAUGAAAACACUGCGUUAUAGCCACUUGUGUAUUAUUUUCUGAAGGCUACUGAGCAGUCUCAGUCCAGCAUCGAACACGGAGGCUUUUCAGCCGUCUCUGGAGGCAAGCAAACAAAAAUCACUAAUCAUUAAAGGAGCAGUUCCACUGUAAGUGAAAUUUAUCCUGUUGUCCUCUUUAACCCAAAUGUUGUCCGAAUUCGAUAUCGGAAAUUUGCUCCUGGAGUUUUGCACUGGAGCUAUGAGGCUAACGUGAGUAGAAAGAAGCUAAUGGCCUUCAGUUUAGCAUCGGGCUCGAAUAAGAGCGGUGGCUUUCAGAUUUCCACCGUUCGAAGGAAGAAUUGUACAUUAAAAGUGAUUCAGAUUAGUGUUCCACUCUGUUGUAUAUCAUUUUGAAUGCAGAUUUAUUCUAAACUGUUUCUGUACAAAUGGAGUUACUGAGCCAAAUGUCUUGAGGUGAGUGUGUGAUGAUUUAGACACGCAGUGCGUAUGAUGCUAAACUGGAGCCUAUAAGCUUCCUUUAGCUGUUAGCUGCAUUAGCCUUGUAGCUCCAGUGUAAAACUAAAGAAGCACAUUUAGGACAUCAAGCAUGUCUUGGUUGAAUUUGGGGUACGGAGGAAUUAAAUUAAUUAAAUUUUUGGUUUGCUUUAAGAGGAACUCCACUCUGACUUUACCGUUUGUGUUUAACUGCCCUUAAAACAGCAAAUCUGAGGAAGAUCAUGUGCACUUCCAAAAGAAUAAACACUAGAAAUGAACGUGUUGAUCUUUCACAGCUAGUGUAUUUCUGAAUGGUUUGUAAAUCUGUAUUAUACUCUCAUUUUGUGGCCUUGUUUCUCUUUUGAAUAAACCAAUUGGCAGGCCAUUGUUUUGUACUUAAAGUAGCCUUGAUGAACAAUAAAGAGCUCUUAAACUACA
This is a messenger RNA of Pangasianodon hypophthalmus (striped catfish), 4823 nucleotides long. RefSeq names its product vestigial-like family member 4b (gene vgll4b). The record is from RefSeq and is a predicted model, not a curated record. The transcript is spliced from 5 exons. Bases 967 to 1866 code for a protein of 299 amino acids. NCBI's taxonomy places the organism in Eukaryota, Metazoa, Chordata, Actinopteri, Siluriformes, Pangasiidae. Gene Ontology annotation, molecular function: transcription coactivator binding. Gene Ontology annotation, biological process: negative regulation of DNA-templated transcription.